Klebsormidium nitens is the source of this 3028-nucleotide messenger RNA. The record is from the annotation of a GenBank genome assembly. NCBI's taxonomy places the organism in Eukaryota, Viridiplantae, Streptophyta, Klebsormidiophyceae, Klebsormidiales, Klebsormidiaceae.
CAGCAGCGGGCAGUGGGACGCCAGAGCGGGUGGCUCGCAACCUGCGCCACACGGAUGCAGGCAACUCGCCGCAGCGCGCGUGCAGGAGGCGCACAAGUCUGACUCAGAAGGUGGGCAGUUUCAAAACCCGCAGGACAAUGUUGCUAGCAUCAGCCAACAGGAUGUCCCCACGAUUCUGAGCCAGGGAAUGGACGUAUCACCGCAGGCGCCCAUGUUGGUUGCAAUGCCUGUGGCUGAGCAGAAUGACAUCAUCGAUGUGUCAGAGCCGGAGCUUGUUAACACAAGUGCGCAGAACAAUACCGCGGUAGGGACAAGUGAAGAAGAGUCCCCAUCAGGAACUGGCUCUGACUCAGAGGAUUUCUCAGGGGAGCUCACUGCAACGGAUGACAUUAGCGAGCCCACUGAGUCCGGGGAGCUUUAUUCCCCGUCAGAAGAUCAGAGUAGCAAGGAGGAUUCCUCGGAGCUGGAGCCCAGUGAGUCAAUGACCCCCACGGAGUCAGAAACCACAGGGACAGACAGCUCAACCUCUUCCUACCGCUCUGCAGAAACCGACGACGAGCUCACCUCCGAGCACGUCGGCCGCACCUCUUCCAAGCUGGCCGCCUUCCGGGAGAAGACGGAAAAGCUGCGGAAGUACGAUCCCACAGAUCGGAAGGUGGGAACCACCCUGGACUGCCUCCACCCCUGGAGCAAGACCCACUACAUCCACGACCCCGAGCACCUCCCCAACUUCUGGAAGAAGACCGCCAGGUGGAAGAAGAGGAAGCUCGGCGCCACCCUCUGCAUCGGCAACCGCCGCAUCCCCAGCGAGGGCAAGGGCAAGAAGAAGUCGCGGGCGGACAGUGUGGGCAAGGUGGACAAGGUCAUGAUCGCCCUGGACUGCCUUCACAAGCCGAUGCAGGACGAAAAGCAGGUGGACCGGGUUCUCGCCUGGAUCGACAGGGCGGACGCCGCCCAGCGCGACUACGUGGAGCGGCGCAAGGCGGAGCCCCCCAAGGUCACCAAGGUCAAGAAGCCGACGGCGCAGGACGUGGCGGACGCCCUCAACAAGAACACUGAGGCGUUCAAGACGUUCGCCGCCGCUCUAGCCCUCCCCGAAGGCGCCAGCCUGCAGAAGAUCAUCCAGGACGGCUUGGCGGCCCAAGGAAACUCCCUGCCCGUCAACGGGGACCAGCCCACCGAAGCCCAGGACCAGGGGGCAGAGGAGGGCGCGGGUCCCCUCGACGAUGACGACAACGAGCUGGACGAGCGGGAUGCGGAGCACGAGGCCGCAGCCGGAAGCGCCCACGAGGACGAAGACGCGGAGGACGACGCAGCCGACUCCCCCCAGGAGGCGGCCGCAAAGUCGGACCCCGCCGCGGACAAACCCUCAGCGCAGCCGGCGGUUCAGACCUCCGCAGCCCACAGCUCCCCCCAGCGGUCCUCAACCCCCGUCCAGUCAGCACCUGCGCAGACCUCUGCACCUCUUGAGGCCCCUGCGCAGGCCGCAUCUACCCCAGCUGUGCAGUCCCCGGCCCCAGCGGCCUCUGCGCAGCUCCAGAACAACCAGGCAGCGGCAGCCUCACCGCCGCCUCCGGCCCGCGCAACCUCUGCGCAGCCUGCCGCCCAGGUGCCUCUCCAGCAGCCGCCGCCACGCGCGACUGACGUGGAGGACCUGCGGUCCAGCAGCCCCGCGCGCCCCCAGGGACCUGACCAUCCGGGGCAGCGCCAGCCGGACGACACCGCGACUUCCACGCCGCCCAGGCCGCGCGCCCAGGGACUUGACACCCGGGGCCUGCGCCAGCCUUCGCCUGCGGCCGCAGAGCCGCACCACGACACCACCCCUGACCCGCCGCCCACGCGCAAGAAGAACAAGCGGGACAGGAACCGGCCCCCAUACGCACCAGAGCCAACGCCCGCCGCUGAAGGAGCGGCCCAGGCGCUCCAGGCUCUGUCCGGGGACCCGUACGAGCUGGAGGAGACGCGCCCCCGCCGGCGCAACCGCGACAGCCAGCGCCCCGACACCACGGGCGCCGAGGGAUCCCUCCCCCUCAAGAAGAAGAAGAAGAAGGCGGAACCUGCCCUGGAGAAGGGUGGGACGGAUGUCCGCCAGGGCCUGAAGGAGCUGAAGGAGCUGAAGGAGUUGAAAAAGUCGAAGGUGGAGAAGAAAACCAAGCUGGCCAUCAUCGACCCCGAAGAGCCCACCAGCGACCGCAAGCCCAAGGCCGGGAAGAAGCGGAAGGAGGCGGCCUCGUCCACCACCGACACGGACGACCUCGCCAUCUGCGCCAGCCGCAGCAAGCUCCCUCCCCGCCAGGACAACCAAAAACCUGCCGCUCAGGUGCCUCUCCAGCAGCCGCCGCCACGCGCGACUGACGUGGAGGACCUGCGGUCCAGCAGCCCCGCGCGCCCCCAGGGACCUGACCACCCGGGGCAGCGCCAGCCGGACGACACCGCGGCUUCCACGCCGCCGAGGCCGCGCACCCAGGGACUUGACACCCGGGGCCUGCGCCAGCCUUCGCCUGCGGCCGCAGAGCCGCACCACGACACCACCCCUGACCCGCCGCCCACACGCAAGAAGAACAAGCGGGACAGGAACCGGCCCCCAUACGCACCAGAGCCAACGCCCGCCGCUGAAGGAGCGGCCCAGGCGCUCCAGGCUCUGUCCGGGGACCCGUACGAGCUGGAGGAGACGCGCCCCCGCCGACGCAACCGCGACAGCCAGCGCCCCGACACCACGGGCGCCGAGGGAUCCCUCCCCCUCAAGAAGAAGAAGAAGAAGGCGGAACCUGCCCUGGAGAAGGGUGGGACGGAUGUCCGCCAGGGCCUGAAGGAGUUGAAGGAGCUGAAGGAGCUGAAGAAGUCGAAGGUGGAGAAGAAAACCAAGCUGGCCAUCAUCGACCCCGAAGAGCCCACCAGCGACCGCAAGCCCAAAGCCGGGAAGAAGUGGAAGGAGGCGGCCUCGUCCACCACCGACACGGACGACCUCGCCAUCUGCGCCAGCCGCAGCAAGCUCUCUCCCCGCCAGGACAACCAAAAAGACGAGUGA